AUGUGUCUCUGUGUUUUCAUCUUUGUAGGUAAAUUGAUAUUUGUUGAUGAAGCAUCUUGUCACAGUUCUGUACCUGAAACACAACACCUUCAAGUACAUCAGAUUCAUACAACUACUAAUGCUCAUCAUGAUAUCAAUGUUCAUAAAGCACCCAGUGUUAUUCAAAAUUUUGGUGGUCAAAGUGAUCGCCAUAGCUAUGAUGUUAAUUCAAGUCUUGAUUUUGGUAAAGUGCAUCAUAAUGAAAAAACUACUAAUCCUCAUGAUCAUAUUAAUGUUCAUAAAGCACCUAAUGUUAGUCAAAAUGUUGGUAAUCAAAAUGUGAUCGUCAUGACGAUGAUGUCGAGGUAUGUAACCAGUGCGCCAUAA
Messenger RNA from Rotaria sp. Silwood2, 366 nucleotides. The record is from the annotation of a GenBank genome assembly. NCBI's taxonomy places the organism in Eukaryota, Metazoa, Rotifera, Eurotatoria, Philodinida, Philodinidae.